AUGUCUCAAUACACAGUUCCCUGCAAAGGCAUCGUUGCAUAUUCGCAACAUGAAUGGAAGAUGGAGGACCUGCUCACGCGAGAGCCUGCGGAAGAUGAAUUUAUGGUCGAAAUGAUCGCAACUGGCAUCUGCCACACGGAUAUCUCAGGCUACGGUGGCAUUUAUCCAAGAGUUCUGGGUCAUGAAGGUACGUCAAUUGGAGAUUCUGUCCUCGUAAUAAAUCUCACCAUUCGUUAGGUGCCGGCCGUGUUCUUCGUCUAGGAAGCAGGAAGCUUGAAUCUCAGUACAAGGAGGGCGAUCUGGUCAUUCUUUCGGCAGCAGCAUGUCUGAAAUGCAAGUACUGUAAAACUGGACAUCCGGCGUAUUGCGUUGAGCACGCUGCACUCACUCUCCAAGCCAACGAGCCAAACUUUGUCCUCGCCUCAGACAAGUCUAAAGUCAUUGGAGGUGGCUACUUUGGUCAGUCCAGCUUUGCUUCUCCUGUGCCGGUAAAGGUCUCGUGUGCCUCGAAUGUCACCAAGAAGAUCCGAGACGCAACUGAGUUGAGACUAUAUGCACCACUGGGCUGUGGUAUCAUGACUGGAGCUGGCUCAAUCACGCACGUGGGUCACUGCGGACCAGACGACGUAGUCGCAGUAGUUGGUCUUGGUGGAGUUGGCCUUGCAGGCAUUGCAGCUGCCAAGUACAAUGGCGUCAAGAACAUCAUUGCUGUCGAUCUCGUGCCCUCGCGCAUCGAGCUGGCCAAACUAAUGGGAGCAACGGCUGGCCUGCAUUCGGCGCCAGAUAAGCUUAAGGACACUGGCCUUGCUAAAGCCAUAAAGGAGAUGACGCCGGAGGGCCUGGGUUGCUCUCAUAUCAUGGACACAACACCUUCAGUCGGUAUUCUCCAAGAAUGCUUCGAAGCGCUGCAGAAGAACGGCACAGUCUUCCAAGUGGGCGUUAAGCCUGUUGGCGCGAAGAUGGAAAUUGACCUGCUGACGCACAUGGUGAACGGAAGGAGGCUGGUUGGAGUGAUUGAGGGCGACAGAGAUCCUGCAGAGGCUUUGCCAGAGCUUGUCCAAUGGGCAAAGGAUGGCAUCCUGCCUAUGGAAAAGCUGCUGAAGGAGUAUCCAGUUGCCGAAUUUGAGCAGGGAAAGAAGGUGAUGGAGGAUGGCAGCGUCAUCAAGAGCGUGCUGGUAUGGUAG
Lecanosticta acicola is the source of this 1184-nucleotide messenger RNA. The record is from the annotation of a GenBank genome assembly. NCBI's taxonomy places the organism in Eukaryota, Fungi, Ascomycota, Dothideomycetes, Mycosphaerellales, Mycosphaerellaceae.